CCAAUUGAACCGCUCCGUAAAAACCCCAAAAUUCCCCCCACAAAGUUCGCACGUGUAACAAAUUUUGCGCGCGUGCGGAACUGACCCAAAAGAUACAUUUCCCGUUUAACCACAUCGCCGGCUACAGUCCCUUCCCAUUUGCACUGCAAAGGAAACACAGAGUGAAAAAAGAUAGUUUUUUUUUGUUUGAUUUUCCAGAAAAAUGUGGAGAAGGCUGUUGACUUCACAGCUUAAACCCCUAGCAACUGCUCCACGCCGAUCGGCUCCUAGAACGGCGCCGUUUUCAUCCAAAUCCAACGUUUCAUCGUCCCCGCCUUCCGUUUAUCUCCUCACUCGCCACUUCUCCGCUGCGUCAGAUGAAAGUGUUGUGAAGAAGGUUGAGGAUGUAAUGCCCAUCGCCACCGGUCAUGAGCGCGAGGAGCUUGAGGGAAAGAAAAAUCUUGAAGAUGUAAACAACCCUGUUGGCCCUUUUGGGACAAAGGUUAGUAUGGGUUGCAAAUGUCUUUCAUGGUGUAUUGAAAUUGAGGAAUUCAUAUUGGACCGUGUGUGCGUCGUCUUAUAUACAAGCAAGGAUAGACGGUUUCCGACUUUAUCUAUUUGCUUAAAAUUUGCCCCUUUUUUCUGUUUGUAUGUGAUUUCUGCAUGGCUUUAA
This is a messenger RNA of Hibiscus syriacus, 652 nucleotides long. Its product is annotated as cytochrome c oxidase subunit 5b-1, mitochondrial-like. The transcript has 3 exons. Gene Ontology annotation, cellular component: mitochondrial envelope. NCBI's taxonomy places the organism in Eukaryota, Viridiplantae, Streptophyta, Magnoliopsida, Malvales, Malvaceae. The record is from RefSeq and is a predicted model, not a curated record. Bases 203 to 652 code for a protein of 149 amino acids. Gene Ontology annotation, biological process: mitochondrial electron transport, cytochrome c to oxygen.